This is a messenger RNA of Jatropha curcas, 1828 nucleotides long. RefSeq names its product glyceraldehyde-3-phosphate dehydrogenase GAPCP2, chloroplastic. Gene Ontology annotation, molecular function: NADP binding; glyceraldehyde-3-phosphate dehydrogenase (NAD+) (phosphorylating) activity; NAD binding. Gene Ontology annotation, cellular component: cytosol. NCBI's taxonomy places the organism in Eukaryota, Viridiplantae, Streptophyta, Magnoliopsida, Malpighiales, Euphorbiaceae. Gene Ontology annotation, biological process: glucose metabolic process; glycolytic process. The record is from RefSeq and is a predicted model, not a curated record.
CCUUCUCGCCAUCAUAAAAAACUCCGCUGCCUUUUAUUAGAAAGCAGCUUCUCCUUCUCUUUGCUUUUAAAAACAGAAAUAUUAUUUCAUUUCAUUUCACCCUCUGCCUACUCUCAACAGCCGCCCGCAACCUAAAACAGUUUCUCUUUACUUUUUCUUAGGGUUCUACGGGAAGAGCUCGGUGUGUCACGGAUUAUAAUGGCUUUCUCCAGUCUCCUCAGAUCUACUACCGCAGCUCCUCUAAUCGACGACUCUCUUGCCGAGCUUUCUUCCUCAUCGUCCGAUCGAUUUAAGGUUUCAAGCGUUAAUGUUAACCGAGAUCUAAAAUCUUCCAAGAGCAUCUUUGGCACUUCUCUUACAACUGGAUCUUCUUCGUUACAGGCAUGCUGUACAAGGAGUUUCCAACCCAUCAAGGCCACAGCAACCGAAAUGCCUCCCACCAUCCUGAAAUCAAGAAAUGAUGGGAAGACAAAGAUUGGAAUCAAUGGUUUUGGUCGUAUUGGAAGACUGGUUAUGAGAAUUGCGACUUUCAGGGAUGAUAUUGAUGUGGUGGCAGUCAAUGAUCCUUUCAUUGAUACCAAGUACAUGGCUUACAUGUUCAAAUAUGAUUCUACUCAUGGAGGUUACAAGGGAUCCAUCAAGGUUUUGGAUGAGUCCACCUUGGAAAUCAAUGGGAAACAAAUCAAAGUUUCAAGCAAAAGGGACCCAGCAGAGAUACCUUGGGGUGAUUAUGGGGCUGAGUACGUGGUUGAAUCUUCUGGGGUUUUCACCACAAUUGAUAAGGCUUCAGCUCACAAGAAGGGUGGUGCCAAGAAAGUGGUCAUAUCAGCUCCCUCUGCUGAUGCACCAAUGUUUGUGGUUGGGGUAAAUGAGAAGACAUACAAGCCAAACAUGGAUGUUGUUUCUAAUGCAAGCUGUACCACCAAUUGUCUUGCUCCUCUUGCUAAGGUGGUUCAUGAGGAAUUUGGCAUCGUUGAAGGUCUAAUGACAACUGUACAUGCAACUACAGCAACACAAAAGACUGUAGAUGGUCCAUCAAUGAAGGAUUGGCGUGGUGGUCGUGGAGCAGGACAAAAUAUCAUCCCUAGUUCCACUGGUGCUGCAAAGGCUGUUGGAAAAGUUCUUCCAGAACUCAAUGGAAAACUUACUGGAAUGGCCUUCCGUGUCCCAACUCCUAAUGUUUCUGUCGUGGACUUAACUUGUCGACUUGAUAAGAGAGCAUCUUAUGAAGAUGUCAAAGCAGCAAUUAAGUAUGCUUCGGAGGGGCACAUGAAAGGAAUUCUUGGUUAUACUGAUGAUGAUGUUGUCUCUAAUGAUUUUGUUGGUGACUCAAGGUCAAGCAUAUUUGAUGCCAAAGCUGGUAUAGGGUUGAGCGACUCUUUCAUGAAGAUGGUGGCUUGGUAUGAUAAUGAGUGGGGAUACAGCAACCGAGUGCUGGACCUGAUAGAGCACAUGGCAUUGGUGGCAGCACACAAUUGAGGAAUUCUAUUUGAUUAGGAUUACUGCUGCUAUGAUGCAGCAAUUUUAGCGAAUGCUAUGAGUUUCAUCGAAAGUGUAGUUACAGGUUUCAUAGUGAUUAAGUUUUUGCCCGAAUGGCUUCCUUUUUCCUUAUUUUUUCCCCUGAUCAAGUGAGUUGGACAUCCCAAGAUGCAACUUUGAAAUAAUAUGAUAUCAUAUAUGUAUUGAGUUCUGUCUAUUAAUACACCUCUGUAUGUUGUACUUGGUGUUGAGGAUGGGCAUCACUGGGUUGAUUGUACGACGUUUUGGAAAUGAAUUACAGACGUGAAUUCAACCAUACGUUGCAUUACAUACAUUUUGAAUUCGUCCA